GAGAGAGAGAGAAGAGCACUCCUCUCUUUUUUUGCCAACACACGCACAGAACUGGAGUUAUUUCGGCGAAUUCUUCCGGAGUCCCAGCAGGUGAAACGCAAGCACUAACUCGCGAGGGUUGUGGCUUAUCCAGAGAGCGCUCUGCUUUAGCCAAGGGGGCGGGCUUGUCUGAGCCAGGACUCGGCUGAUACCGAAGAGAGGAGGGAAUCCCCUCCACUCCGCUCCAGGACCCCCGGGGUUUGUAGAUGGUACUCGGUUGGAGCCUGUGCGCCACAACUGGCGGGAUCCGCACCAGGAGCCCGGCGGAGCUCUGCGCCAGGGACCUUUUGCGGCACCAUCCAGUGAUCUCAGGACCGCAGAGCAGGUAUGCUCACUUGCGACUGCCCUGCAGUUGGUGCCUGACAUCAGAAGUAAGAAGCAGGAUUUUAUGUCUCCAGGGACUCUGGAACAGACAGUUGGACAGCAGGGUGUUAUAAGGCAAGAUCAAAAGCUGCCUGUCUACUAUGGAAGGAAAUCCAGCAGAAUAUCCCGCAAGUGUGAUCAGAAAUCCAGCGAGCUGGGAAAUGGGAGUCUAUGGAUCUGGAGUCCUGAUUAUCCUGGUGAUAGUUGCAGUGAACCUAUGGAAACUCUGGAAAUCCGGAAGUUACCCUGCACCAUCUCCUUUCCCAAACUAUGAUUAUAGAUACCUGGAACAGAAGUACGGGACCUCAUACUCUGAGGUUAGGCAAAAGAGAACAGCAGCUUCAAGUUAUAAAAAGCCAACAGAGAAAAGUUUCCCCAGCCAGCACUCAAGCCUUAGGAUAGAUGAAGCCUAUGAAAGCAUCAAUGAGCUUGGGACUCUGGAGCUAAUGACAAGGGAUGUAGAGAUGACAUCUUAUGGAUCCAUGAAGAAAUCUGUGUCUACGGACUCUCUGAGUUCCAUAUCUUCGAUUGGUAACAACUUUGGCCAUGAUUUCACUGUCGGCCAGAUUGAGAUGUACUUGGAGUACGACGUGAACUCAAACACCAUGCAUGUCACUCUGGUGCAAGGGAAGGAUUUGCUAGAGAAAGAAGAUGCCAAUUUUGAAUCUUGCUUCGUGCGCAUCAGUUUGUUGCCAGAUGAACAGAUUGUCGGAAUUUCUCGGAUUCAGAGGAAUGCAUUCUCUGUGUUCUUCGACGAGAAAUUCUCCAUUCCGCUGGACCCCUCUGCUCUCGAGGAAAACAGUCUUCGGUUUUCUGUAUUUGGAAUUGAUGAAGAUGAAAGAAAUAUCAGCACAGGUUUGGCAGAUCUCAAGCUAUCAGAUUUGGACCUCACCUGUCGACCCUUCAACGCCUGGCUUUAUUUACAGGAUGUCAAUAAGGCAACCGAUACAGUUGGAGAGAUCCUGCUCUCACUCAGUUACCUGCCCACAGCAGAGCGGCUGACAGUGGUCGUAGUCAAAGCCAAAAAUCUCGUCUGGAACAAUGGAAAGACCACCUCCGAUCCGUUUGUGAAAGUUUAUCUCCUUCAAGAUACAAGGAAAAUAAGUAAGAAAAGAACAGCGAUCAAGAGAGAUGAUCCCAAUCCAGUUUUCAAUGAAGCCAUGAUAUUCUCAGUUCCUGCAAUUGUUCUGCAGGAAUUAUCCCUACGAAUAACAGUGGCUGAAUGCUGUGAAGAAGGGAGAACUGAGAAUAUAGGCCAUGUAAUCAUUGGACCCGAGAGCAGUGGGAUGGGGGCUACUCAUUGGAAUCAGAUGCUUGCAACGUUAAGGAAACCUGUCUCCAUGUGGCACGCUCUCCGAAAGAACUAAUGCGAGAAACUUUGAUGCGUCCUUAGCACUUGUAUAAGUAUUUUGCAUGAUGUUCACAUUCUUAAACUUUAAUGCUGGUGCUUUGGGAAAUGCAACUCUGAGACACGAUUUUUCACUACACCCUAUCAGCCUAAUAGUGGGAAAUUGGUAGCAGGACAACAGAAGAACAAAUUGCAGAUCAAAGUGAACUUGGCCUAAUAAAUGAAUAUAUCUGCUUGCUACUGGAGCUGCUGAGAAGCAGCCAACCCACUGAAUAUUUCAUAUAAAUGGUGCAUACAUAUAUAAAGUAUGGUCAUAGGUAUUAAAGAUGCAAUCUAUCUAAUGCUACCACUUGUCAGAAGGCAUAGUAGAGUAUUCUGUAACAGCUCCAAACCCACAAAAAAUCUUAAACAUCAACUUGAGAUUAAAUCCUUCCAAAAAUGCUUCCUUUUACAAAAUAUUUAUCCUAUUAUGGAGGGAAAGAGUGCCAAAUAUGACCACUAUGUAUUGCUUAGUAGUCCACACAAGUCAGCAGCAUCUUGAAUGUAUAACACUGAACAUAAAGGAUAACAAGUUAUACAUGUUGCCCAAGAAACAAUGUGCAUAUUCUAGCAUUUUGUUAAGGUUUUUCUCCAGUUACUGAAGAGAACUGUUUAUAUUGUACGUAGAGCAGUAGAUUGGUGGGAUUAAUUGUGGUUCUAUGUGAUAAUGAGUUAGUUUGCAACAAACAUGUUCACAAGUUGUCCAUGCAAAGAUAUAUAUUUGAAUAUUGUAUUGAGCAGUAGAUGGUAUUGAUUAAUCAAAAAAUUAUAUGUAUUUCCCAAUCUUUCCUGAUGAGUGUGAGAUAUGAAGAGUUGCAGAUAUAUUUUAUUGGACUUCUCCAACUUUUGGUUAUUUUACAGCAAAACUAAGACAAAAAAUGUUUGUAUCCAAUAGUCAUUUAUAUCAUUCUGACAAUUACCACACGAUCCAACUUAGUUAAGAAGAAACACUAGCUCCAAAAUAAAGAAUUGUAUUUGAGGCUUACACCUCAUUAGAAAAUAAUAUUUUCCCCCAACUUUAUUAAAAUAUUUAACAGAAGCAUAGUUCAGAAGCUUCCUGUUAGAAUUUCAGUUGGCACAGCCUUUCUAAUACAUAUUGCAGAAGCUUCCAAUGUAGAAAUGAAGGAGGGAGCAGUACUGACUUAAACUCUUCUUUCCUUAAAAGUAUCUAAAUUAUUCCUCCAUGCACCUUUGGUGCUUUGGGCCCUUGCUUUGGACCUUACAUAAGGGGAAUGGCCACUUCAUCUCAUUAGAUUCUACUUGAGGACAUUUUUGAUAGGGAAAGAAAUUGCUUUAUUGAUAGUCUGUAUUUCUAUUACAAUGUAGGCAAGAACAUAAAACAUUUUUAAAAUAUAAUUAACUUCAUUAUAUCAAGAGGUUUUUCCAUCAGAGAAUCAAUUAGCAAAUACCAUAUUAUAAGUGUGGAAAUACCAUACUGUCUGUAAGGAGUUUGUACUCUCUCUCUGUGGCCACAUGGGUUUUCUUUGGGUGCUCCAGUUUCCUCCCACAAUCCAAAGACAUACUGGUUGUUUGGUUAUUUGGUCAUUGUGAAUUUUCCCGUGAUAGGCUAGGGUUAACCAGGCGAUGCUGUGCAGCAUGGUAUAAAGAGUAGGAAGGGCCUAUUCCGAGCUAUAUCUCAAUAAAUAAAUAAAACAAAAACAGGAUUGACAUAAACUCUGGUUCUCACCUUGUUAGGCUGUGCACCCUCCCCAUUAUUCUGGACGAUUAAGAUAUAUUUUUACCCUGAGAACCUCAGAGAGUGAACUGUUGUGAUAACGAAUAAGCAAUAAUUAAAUCAGAGUAUUAAAAAUGUCAUGCAUAUGUUAGAUCAGCUUGUUCAGAUAUUGAAAUUGUUGCAGUACUAUUCUGCAGGAUUCCUGAUGAUAACCUUUGAGAAACCAUUCUAUAAUUAUUUAUAUGUCCAAUUGCCAAUGUCUUGUACAUUAUAACUGAGUAGACUCCACUGAUUGAUAGAUCAAUGGUAUAUUUGUUUCGCACUUCACUCCAGCCUGAACGGUUAGAACAGCCUACUCUUUGACAUUAAACAACAAGUAUUUCUAACUAAAGUCCAAACCAAAGGUCACCAUUACAGGUUUAAUUAAUUUUAUAUAAACUUCUGAGUGAGCAAUAUCAGAGUUAGAGAAGCGACUCUCCAAGCUGCUGUUGGGGUUUAUUGGUCAGCAUGGAUUUUGUGAAGCAAAGGAGCUUCUCCAUGCUGCAUGACUCUGACUCUAAGUAUUCGAUAUUGAAAGAAUGUAUUCAAACAUGAUGGCCAGAUCAACAUGGUAAUGUUUUUGCAUUCCAGUGCUUCAGUGUUUGUCCACUGUAUUUACCUACGUGUAGAUUUUGAGAACUCUGUUUAAUCAUUAGUGCUAGUAACUCACUGAGAACACAUUGGGUAACUAAGUUUCCUAAAAUAAUGGCUCGAGGUUUUUUGGAUUUAACUGAAAGAACAAAUCUAAUUUGUACGUUGGUUUGGAUUAUAGCUCCAAUCCAGAGCUAUUUUUCUCAUGUCAUAUGAUGAAAGAAAUCCUCUGUUCCCACUAAAUAUAAAUAUAAAUGAUCCAAGUUCUACAUUGGCUCAGCUGUGAUCAUUUUUCUCAGCAUCACUGAAGUCAUAGAUUCACGUUCCACUCACUCAAAGGUAACAGGCUAAAUUGCCAAUGUAGGACUGAAGAGCGACUGCUUUGCCAGGCGUCUAACUUUCAGAUAUUAAACCGCGUCCCCUCCUUGUAACAGAUCAAGUGAUAGCCCUCUUUGAAGAAUAUUUAUUCUUCUGUACAUUUAAUGAUAACCUUAUUGCCGUGUGCACUAUAUUAUUAUAAGCUGAUUUAUUUCCCUACAUUGCAUUAUUGGCUGUGAAUGGCUUUGGGUCAAUCUUUCUUUGUUGAAAGAUCUAUACAAAUGCAAUUUCAUUUUCAAUAGGCAAUAAUAAUCAAAACUGAUAAAGAUUAUUUUUUCUGCUUCCAUUCAACUAAACAGUUAAACAAUAAUAACCGUAAACACUUUUGCACUAUAUUGCAAAAGCUAAACUACAAAAAGUAUAUUCUGUGUUUUUUUUUAAUAAUCUUGCAAUAAAAAGGUACGGUAUAUUUACCAAUGUUUUCUUGUAAAAAGGGCAGUGGAACUCUUCAAUUCUCUCCAACAUCAGUGACUGCUAAUUAAAUCAAAAUUUUCACCACUCUAUUUGCAAGAUGUUGAUUAUAUAAGGGUUUCAAAGGAUGUGAAUCAAUAAAUGAGUUAAAUAGGGUUGAUCAGGUAUGUUCAACAAGUUUUAUACAACUUUUAGCUACUCCUAUUCAAAAAUAGAACCUGCAUGAACACUCUAAAGUCAAGAAGGGCUAUAGGGUUAUGUUUAGAACAGAGAACACAUUGUAUAAGGUAAGUACAAUUCUAUAAAAUAGAACAAAGGAAAUAUCAUUACAUCAUCAAAUUAUAGCACACUACAGCACAGAAACAGGCUCUUCUUCCCACCUAGUACAAGCCGAACUGUUAUUCUGCCUAGUCUCAUCGACCAGCUUCCAUUCAGCUUUAUUCCUCAAUAGCCCUCCCAUUCAAGUACCUUUCUAAAUUUCUCUUAAAAGUUAAGAUCAAACCUACAUCCAUUACCUCAGCUGGCAGCUCGUUCCACCCUCACACCGCCCUCUGAGUUAAGAAGUUCCCCCUCAGGUUCCCCUUAAACAUUUCAACUUUCACCCUCAACCCACAAUUUCUAGUUCUAAUCUCACCUAAUCUCAGUGGGGGGAAAACACUGCUUGCAACUACUCUAUCUAUACCUUUCAUAUUUUUAUAAACCUCUCUCUAGUCUCCCCUCAUUCUCCUGUACUCCAGGGAUAAAGUGCUAAGCUAUUCAACCUCCUCCUAUACCUCAGGUCCUCGGAUCCCAGCAACAUCCUUGUAAAUUCUGUACUCUUUCAAUCUUAUUGAUUUUUUUCCUGUACUAAUUUGCCAUUUCAUAAUUAUCAACAAUACUGACAAGUUAAUUCAUUCCAAAAGAGUAAAUAAUAAUGUACUAUGAAGUAAAUGGUGGUUAGAUAGAUUUUUUAAAAUUGUAUUUACACUGGUAAAUUUCAUGUGCAACUUUUUUGAGCUUUUAAGGUUCAUUUUGUGCAUAGCAAGCUUUGUUGUUUCCAUUAUUUUGCAUGGUGUAAGUGCAUCAGGGUCUAUAUAUUCUAUCAAUCUGCAUCAAAACUGAUGUCAUUUAAGUUCACUUGCUACUUCAGGAGGUACUGGCAACAUCCAAGACCUGUUCAUUCUCAUCAGCCAUUUUUGAUUAAUCUCUGCUGAUGUUGUGUCAGUGGUCAGUGCUGUCUUGUGCUUUAUUUGUUCUUUCUACACACUUGCUCAUCUUCAUCCUUAUUUCUCACUGUGUAUCCCACCAGGGUUAUAAUUGCAUCUGUUGGAGGUUUUAUACUCUGUUGCUUUCUUCCCAAGCCCAAACCAGUUCUUUAAGUGAACAUUUAUGUUUGGAAUUUCAAAGAGGUUUUUCUUUCUCUAAUUUCAGUGGAAAGUUGUUUGAAAACCCAGAGGAACUAUGUAAAGAGCUACUGUACAAUUUUAUGUGGGUUUCCAUUAAUUUUCCUUUGCAGUAAUAGCAGGUGAUUAGGUAAUCUUUACCCCUUUUGGUACUGAUUUUACCAUAAUUACAUUUGAAAUACAAACUAACACACUUGAAUAGUAUGCGUGAAUAAAUCAUUGAACAAAUUGUGUAAAUUAUAAUUAAUACGGUAUAUAAUUGGUAGAUAAGAGAUGCAUUUUGGCCAAACAUAUAAUGGCCUCAUCUAUUCACAAUGAGGCAAUCUUAUGUUCUACCUUUAUGUCCUCUAUCUCCUUUUGAAUGAUGUUUUCAAAGUCUCAGUGAGUGAUUCCAUUAGGAUAAUAUUUCACAUUCUGCAGUUCUCACAUUAUUUAUUGAAUAAUUAUCAUUUGUCAUGAAACAUUAUUUUCCUCCCUUGUUAUCCAAUCUCAUAACAGGUAAGAGCGUUCUGACAUACAGCUACAACAUAUCACCAUGUAUUUUUGUUCCUGCUGGGUUUAAAUCCUGGAAAUUGCUAAGCCACAUCACCUGGAAGCAUUUUCAUCUUAUGUUUGUUGAUUUAUUACAACACAAGAGACCUAAUUUCCAUGGCUGCUCCCAGCAGAACCAACUUCUCUGGGGCAACUAGGGAUGAGCAGCGUUGGCUGUUUUCUAUGCUAAGAGUGAAGGUUUCAAAGAGUCAGCUAUGUUUAACUAUCAGAUCCAGUAGUAGUGGUGAAAUGUAUUGUCAAUAUUCAUGAUGAAUACCAAUAUGGGGAUAUGGAAAAAGUGUGUUCACAUAGAAAAUAAAAUGUCAGUCUUGUCUAGUUGAACCAAUUGGCCUGUUGUCAUUUCUAUAGACUGAAUCUUCCUAGACCACUCAGAAAUACCUCUUGUAUUUCCCACAUUCUCCAGGGUAAGAUGGAGAGGAUCCGUUUCACUGGGAAUUCACAGUGUUGAGUUAGGAGAAGUGGUAUUAAUGGCAAUUAGUGCCAAAGGACUACACCAUGACUACCACCAUACUGUUUUCACAGGCCUAACCUGUUGGGCCUUGGCAGGCUUUAACAGAAUGUAAAGCAGGAGCCGGACUUUGCUAGUUUAUAAAACUUCAACUUUCUAAAUAUACCUGAAAGUUAGUCACUUAAAAAUGAUUAAAACUAAAACAAAAUUUUAAAGGAAAUUUUAAAGGGAAAAGGCACUGUUAAAAAUAAGUUCCCCUCCUCCUCUUCCACAUCUGUAGAGUUAGAAUCUGCAUUAUAAUCAAUAGAGUCCAGAAGCCUGCACAAGAUCUCAUUGGCACAGGGUAUGAGAGGGUGUGUGAGAGCCCAGAAAGAUUUGUUCCUGUUUUUGGUCCUCAUGGUUGAAGUAAGUCUGGGAUUUAGUUCUGUGUGAAUAGCGGACUGCCACAGCUAAUAGCAUUGAGUGAAUGAUGGUGCAGAGCAAGCCAACCUUCUGGUAUUCCAUGGCUUGCUGCUGUCUCUCAUGCAGAUCCCUGGUGAGUAUAAUUUUGAAAAUGUUGCCUUUAUGGUGCAAAACACUUUUUCUCUCAAUGACCAGUGCCAUCACUCUUAAUACUCCAUGUAUUAGUGUAAGAAUACUCAGUGCUUUUUUUGGCCUUGUACAUUAAGAUAGAGUAUUUUCAGUAAUAACAGUGUAAUGAAUACUGUAAUGAGUACUGCAAUGACUACAGUAAUGAAUACUGCAAUAAAUUGAGCAAAAUAGAG
Mobula hypostoma (lesser devil ray) is the source of this 8029-nucleotide messenger RNA. RefSeq names its product synaptotagmin XII (gene syt12). The transcript is spliced from 9 exons. NCBI's taxonomy places the organism in Eukaryota, Metazoa, Chordata, Chondrichthyes, Myliobatiformes, Myliobatidae. The record is from RefSeq and is a predicted model, not a curated record. The coding region runs from base 504 to 1769 and encodes 421 amino acids. Gene Ontology annotation, cellular component: exocytic vesicle; plasma membrane. Gene Ontology annotation, biological process: calcium-ion regulated exocytosis; regulation of calcium ion-dependent exocytosis; cellular response to calcium ion. Gene Ontology annotation, molecular function: clathrin binding; calcium ion binding; SNARE binding.